Molecule: messenger RNA, 1584 nt
Organism: Cyclocybe aegerita
Lineage: Eukaryota; Fungi; Basidiomycota; Agaricomycetes; Agaricales; Hemipholiotaceae
Source: the annotation of a GenBank genome assembly
AUGGGUGGUGGUCCAGCAGUCGCACAACCCAGUGAAGGGUUCCUUCAUCUCAUCACGGAGACGAGACCAUGGUAUAAGAACUCCAGACUUAUAAUCCUCAACCUAUGGGUAUGCCUCCUGUUGAUAACGUCCUCCACGAAUGGUUACGAUGGGAGUAUGAUGAACGGCCUGCAAAGCGUCAAGGAGUGGGAGAAGGCUUUUAACUACCCGACUGGUGGUAAAUUGGGUCUCCUCAACGCCAUUCAGAACAUCGGAUCUCUCGCAGCGUACCCCUUUUCUCCCUACCUCACCGACGGUCUCGGGCGACGUCCCGCAAUUUGCUUUGGCGCCUUCAUCAUGAUCGGAGCGACCAUCCUCCAGACUGCGUCCAACACCGUCGGGAUGUUUAUCGGCGCUCGGUUCCUGAUCGGUUUCGGUCUAACCUUCGCUGCUGCCGCCGCCCCACUGCUCGUCACCGAGAUCGCCUACCCGACGCACCGUGCCCAAGCGACGUCCAUGUACAACACCCUCUGGUACCUCGGUAGCAUCAUCGCGGCGUGGACGACAUUUGGUACCUUCCGGAUCCCGUCGAGCUGGGCAUGGCGUAUCCCCUCUGCUCUUCAGGCGUUGCCCUCAGUCAUCCAGGUCUUCUUGAUCUGGUUUGUACCAGAAUCUCCUCGUUCGCUCGUGAGCAAAGGCCGUGAGGAACAAGCACUAAAGACGUUGGCAUACUAUCACGCAAGAGGAAACGAAAAUGAUCCCCUUGUUCAAUACGAGUUUGAGGAAAUCAAAGCUGCCAUCAAGUUUGAUAAGGAGGUUGCAGCGAACGUAGGAUGGGUCUCGCUCUUCAAGUCCCCAGGAAACCGCCGCCGUAUGCGUAUUAUCAUCGCGCUCGCCUUCUUCUCCCAAUGGUCCGGCAAUGGUCUCGUCUCUUAUUAUCUUAACAAGGUCAUGAAUGCUAUCGGAAUCACCGACUCUGAUACUCAGCUCUUAAUCAAUGGCCUCCUCAACAUCUUCAACUUCAUCGUCGCCAUCAUCGCCGGAUUCCUGUGUGAUAAAAUCGGUCGACGGCGCCUCUUCAUGACCUCCACGAUCGGAAUGCUCAUCUUCUGGACGCUCCAAACCGUCUGCUUCUCACUUUAUUCUCAGCAUCAGGAUAUCAAGGCGGGGCACACCGUCAUUGCCAUGAUUUUCCUUUAUUAUGGAUUUUAUGACCUUGCAUUCACGCCUUUGAUUGUAUCAUACACGGUCGAAAUUCUUCCCUUCUCACUUCGUGCAAAGGGCUUCACCGUCUUCAACUUUGCCAUCUCCCUCUCCCUUAUCUUCAACCAAUACGUCAACCCAAUCGCUCUGAAUGCACUCGGGUGGAAAUACUACCUCGUGUACGUCGCCUGGCUCGCGUUCGAGACCGUCUUCUGCUAUUUCUUCAUCGUCGAAACCAAGAACCGCAGCCUCGAAGAGACCGCCGCGCUGUUCGACGGCGACGACACCGUCGCGAUGAUCGCGGGCAAGGCCGCCGAGCAGGCUGGCAUAACGCAUGCCCCCGUAACGGAUAAGAGUAGCACUGCCAGUGAUGAGAAGAUUGACUCUCACCAUAUCCACUAA